UGUGGCAAAAUGCUACAGACUAGAAAAUGUUCCACCCAUGUGUUUGUACUGUAACUCACAGCAUCUCUACCCAGCGAAAAGGGAUUAUUUCUUAGACUUGAAAUGAACAUUAUCACUUUUUGGCCGAAUAGCAAACUCUCGGCUUCUUACAACAUGUCAUUGUUUGCGAUCAGAAAAAGUGAUGCACAUUAUACAUUAACAAAGGAUGUGCCCACUCUUCAACGUGCUCUUUUUUUAUUGACAACAUUGCUCAGUAAAAAUAUGCCUUUGACCUCAAACUAUGCUCUGUUCAGCACCGGAUCCACCAUACAUUGUAAGAUAAUUUCAUAACCUACCGGUACAGUGAAAUGUAUCAUCCACACCACCAUAGGCAUGUAAAAAAUAUACUGCAAGUCCCUGUGUAGAGUUUGUUCUGCACCAGCAACGAAGGAGUCCAGGUGCGUAAACUUCAGAAUUUCUCUUUGUUAUGUAUAAAAAAGCAGAGUAUGUAAUAUUUAACUUCACAAAAAUCAAUUGUGUAGUUGUAUUGUACAAGGUAUGCUAAUGCUUUUUAAUCCACACAGCAAGGGCAAGUAUAGGAUUAAAAAGAUUACCUCUCGAUACUUAUAAUAAUUCUAAACAUAAAGUUUCCAGCUAAAAUAUGAUGUUAAGAUGAAAUACUGACUUAAAGAAAGCUUGGAAAUUGUUGUUAAUGUGGUUGGUGCAUGUGCGCGCUAAACACUGCUGUCGGACCUGCCAGUAUGGAGUGCUUUUAAAUCAUACCGAAUGAGCAGAGUCAAGUAUUAAAAUGAGUGAAGAUGGAGGAAAUGGGCUGUGCUGACUAGUAUACCCUCACUAAUCUUAUUUGUUCAGUGUGGUUGACUCUUGAGCUGGUGUGGGAAAAUGUUUCUGGAAGACCUUUGAAGCCACAAAGUCCCUCAUUAAUAUACGCAAAUUCAUACAUACCAAACAUCCAGGAUUUCCAAGGUGCCUUCUUUUAGAGAGCAAAAGUGUUCAGAGUUUAGCUCAGAAGGGACACUUGCACCCUCAGCUAUGAAUAGGCUGAUGACAACUUAUGAGACAUUACCUUUGUCCAAGGUAAGUGAAAUGCACGCUUGGUCUUCACACACAGUUUGAUUUUUGUGUCUGUAUGUCAAGGACAACUUUGGAACUUACCAUCAUUUGGAUCCAUGAACUCAAAAUCGAUUAUAUGUUUGCCUUUAUAGGCUUCAGUUCCCUCUCACAGUAUUCACCAAACAAGGAAAUCCAGACUGUGGACAUCCAUUGCCAAGAUGAUCACUCACAUGUCACUGUGCAAAUUUUUUCCUUUAUUUCUAUUGGGAGUUGUGGUGUUUGUAAUGAGCGGGAUCGCCGGAGACCCCCUGUAUGAAUGCCUUCAAGACGCCGACUAUAGUGAGCUCCUAGAUAUUGUGGAUAAAGGACUCCCCUCCACAAAGACACCUCAACACGUAGCGAUUAUUGGUGGGGGCAUUGCUGGAAUAACCGCAGCCAAGAUUUUGCAAGAUGCCGGCCAUAAGGUGACCAUAAUAGAAGCCAGUCACCGUAUUGGAGGACGCAUUGAGACCUUUAGGAAUACAAGAGAAGGCUGGUACGCAGAGGUGGGCGCCAUGCGCAUCCCCAGCUUUCAUAAGAUUCUGCUCUCCUUUGUCUCCAAAUUAAAAAUCCCCUUGAACCAUUUUGUCCAAGAUGACAUGAACACCUACUUUUUGCUAAAUGGGCAACUUCAUAAAAACUUGGCUGUGGCAAACAACCAUGAUGUGCUGAAUUACACCCUGAAUGAGGGAGAGAGGGGGAAAUCAGCUGCGCAGCUCUUCAGUGAGACUCUGUGGAAGGUGAGAGAUGAUCUUCAGACAAGUGGCUGUAGUGCAAUGUUGGGAAAGUAUGACGCCUACACAGUGAAAGAAUACUUGGUGAAAGAGGGCAAUCUGAGUCGUGGUGCAUUGCGGAUGAUUGGAGACAUCCUGAAUGAAAACAGCCUCUUUUACACAUCCAUGCUAGAGAUGCUUUACGUCCAGUCCGACAUCAAUGAUGACACAGAGUACUAUGAGGUCACCGAUGGCUUUGACCACCUCACAACGGCUUUCUACGGCAUGUUGAACGCCACAACCCUCCUCAACUCCAGGGUCAAACUCAUUAACCAAUCAGGAGGCAGAAACGUGACUGUGACAUACCAGGACGUGCGUACUCCAGGUUUGAUGACGAACCUGACGGUGGACCAGGCACUGGUUACAGCCACAGCCAAGGCAACCCUCCUGAUUGACUUCCAGCCAGCACUUUCUGCGGACAAGAUGGAAGCCCUGCGCUCAGUUCACUACGCGAGUUCCACCAAAGUGAUACUGAGCUUCAUGGAGCGCUUUUGGGAGAAAGAGGGCAUCAGGGGAGGGAAGAGCAUCACAGACCGACCAUCACGCUUCAUUUAUUACCCCAGCCACAGUUUCCCAGGAACAGACGCAGGGGCUCUGCUCGCAUCGUACACUUGCUCUGACGAUUCCACCCUCUUUCAAGGUGUGAGUGAAGAUGAGCUGAUGGCUGUGGUCCUGGACGACUUGGUUAGGAUCCAUGGAGAGGAUAUCAGGUCUCUAUUUACUGGUGGACUGGUGAAGAAGUGGGGCUUGGACCCCUACAGCUUGGGCGCAUUUGCCCUUUUCACACCCUACCAGGGCCUUUAUGCCAGAGAACUAUUCCAGAGCGAGGGACGUGUGCACUUUGCUGGGGAACACACCGCUUUACCUCACGGCUGGAUAGAAACUUCCAUGAAAUCUGCCCUCAGAGCGGCCAAAAAUAUUAAUAGCCUCACAAUUCAACCCUAAUCAGUUGGGGGUAGAAAAUAAUUUAAAAUCAUCACAUUUUGUAUGUCACAGUCAAUUGUAUUCCAUAGGUAUUUAAAGUUGUAAUAUUUAAACAAGCAAUUAUAUUUAAAUAUACUAGUGAUCACUUUUUAAGUGAAUUUGUUAUAAUGACUCUUUGCCCCAUCUUUCUGUUUCAGAAAUCUGAGGAUUCAAUCAACUGGAAUAUUUCAGCAUACAGAAUCACAUGUUCAUUAUCGCUUGCGAAGAUAAGCGGUUUAGAUAAUUGCUUGAUGUUCUUGCAUUUUGCAAUUGGGUAACUAUUGGUUGCUACUUUCAGUUCAAAAUCAACUGAGAUAAUAAUAUGAGCUCUACGAAUUUACUCAACUCUGAUAUACUGCAUUGUUUAUGUUUACGCAAGUAUAAUUGAAUUGUUGAAGCAAACACAUUCCACAAGCAAAUUAAUGUGUUAAAGUGUUCGAAAGAAAUCCUAAUGAAAUCCACACUCCACCAAUAACAGCCAGUUUACUUGUGUUCCAAUUCGAUGAUCACACCAUUCAAACAUGAAAUGCUAACAAACAUGCUGAUCACAGUCGUAUAUCACAGUAAUAUUGUCACUCUUCAUAUCCCUAACCCCAAACAUGUUAGGAAUCCAAAACAGUUGUGUAUAGAUAUUUUUAAUCUG
This is a messenger RNA of Hippocampus zosterae (dwarf seahorse), 3471 nucleotides long. It is a transcript of the gene il4i1, whose product is annotated as interleukin 4 induced 1. The record is from RefSeq and is a predicted model, not a curated record. The transcript has 7 exons. Gene Ontology annotation, molecular function: polyamine oxidase activity; L-amino-acid oxidase activity. Gene Ontology annotation, biological process: amino acid catabolic process. Lineage: Eukaryota; Metazoa; Chordata; Actinopteri; Syngnathiformes; Syngnathidae. Bases 1272 to 2810 code for a protein of 512 amino acids.